UAGUUAGUUUGGCUAUGUAGGCACCCUGUAGAUGUAUGACCAAUGCAUAAUUAUUGAACAGCCUGCUUCUGAACAAAAUAUUUGAUUUUCCUUGUUGAAGUGAGAGCUUAAUAACUGUGUAACUGUGGUUGUGGCAACUUAGUUAGUUGUUGUAAAUCCCCGUGAUUAUGGAUUCUAUUUAUCUUUUCUUUUUUUUUUUAAAUUUUUCUCUCUCAAAACCCUAGGCUACCGUGCUAUGUCAAUUGUCUUUCCGACUGGAGCUGUCUGCAUGUGAUUCAAGGAUAUCGAAAUAAAUUUGAAAUGGCUUCUUAUCCUCUAACAAAUAAUUAGUAUAUCAAGAUUGAUGUCUAAAGCUUUCAUUAUCCCUAAGCUUGUAGGUGAUGAACAUGGAACUACUAUUCUCGCAUGGGACCACCUUUAGAUGUAGAUACCUUAGCCAUUUUUUUAUUUUUGACACCUGUAGAUACCUUAGCCAUAGACUUGAACUUGAUUCUUCAAGUAUGUUUUAUAUCCUCCUUGUCUUUUCUUGAUCUAACAGGAUAUGUCAAAGUCUUGUAAGGGCCUUGCUAUGGAGCUGGUAAAAUGCCUUAGCGAAUCAGAUUGUGUUAGGGUGGAGAAGCGAUCCUAUAGGGAAUGUGCUGGAGAGAAGAGCCCAUCAAUAUCAAGUGAGUGUGUGGGACUAAGGGAAACUUAUUUUAAUUGCAAGAGAGGACAGGUAUGUUCUAUUUUCUCUGCGUUUAGCAUGCAACAGGAUUGUUUUGUUUCUAAUUGGUUUGCGUCAUAUAUGUAAAAGUUGAUGAAAUGAAGGCUCGUAGAUAUUUCAGCUUAUUUCGCUAAUAGGUUUGUUCAUGGGUUGUUUAAUUGCGGUUUGUUUUUAUUGAAAAGCAUAAAUUGAAGUGAACUGUUUGACAAUUUGUUAAACAAAAAUCGAACUACAUUUUGUUUGUGAACAACCAUGGUUAACCAAACCAAAUUAGUUACAAAUAAAAAAAUUACAUUUAAUUUUAUCAUGCUUUGCAUGCCAAUAUUAACCAAUUAACUUUAAAAUUUUAACAAUUUCUAAACAAAAGGUCAUCAUGUAGUAUAUAAUAUGAAAUUUUUUAAAAUAAACUUAGUUACAAAAACAUUAACAAAAUUGUAUAAAAAAUUAAAAUAUUCUAAACUUUAAAUUAAAAACCUGGACAAACUAUAGUUUCAAUAAAAUCUUUUUUUUCUGUACAGUUAGCUAUUUUGAGGUUUCCUACCUAGAUGAUAGAAUAAUUUUGUUACUUUAAAGACCGCAUAAGUUGUGAAUGACUUUAUUGAUCUCUUGUAAAGAGAAUUGAAAAAUUCCAUCAUUAUUUUUUGUCAUUCUAUCAAAUAACAAAAUUUGCAAAAUAGAUCAGUGUCUAUAAUAUAUUAAAACUCAAUAAAUCACAUUCAUUUCUUUAUUAAUGAUUGUAAAAGAAUAUUGAAUAGAAAUUAUCUCAUUCAUUUCUCCUAGCUGAUACAAUUAUGAGAUUUUAGAAAAAGUUGGGGAGGAUGAUGAUGACUGCCAGUUCUAGAGGGACUACAUUGGUGUGCUGUUGAUGGGCGGUUUAAAGAGGAGGAACAAAGCAGCCUGAGCUUUUGUGUUGGACAAGGCUCUUGAUUUUAAUACUUAAGGCCUCUCUGUUCUUUUUUUCUUUAAAAAAAAUUCAGAACUGCUGAAACUAUAUUAAGGAUGACUUAUUGAAGGCAGUUGAGGAAUUCCAUUUUAAUGUUGAGAUUGGGAAACUGUUCUCUGAGAUUGGAGUCGGUGCUGAGCGAUACUAUUUAUAUUACCUGGGGUUUUUUGUAUAAGGUAUGAUGAGAGAAAGCUUUGGUGAAAGUAGGUGGAGAUGGACAAGAGGAUGUCUGUGCCUGGGGUGUGGGGAGUCUACAACUUGGUUUCAUGGGUAGAAGAAGGUGAGGGAAGGGAUCCCUAUUUCUCUGUCGCUUUCUACGCUGGUGGUGGAUGUCCAUAAUCUUAUGUCAUCUCGAGGGUCUGAGAGAGGGUUUUUGUGAGGCCUGAGUAUGGGAGAGGAAUGAUGGAAAUCUUCUAUCUCUAAUUAGAUGAUGACAUGAUUCCCUUUUUCUUAAAAAAAAUCUUGUGAUGCUAAUAUGUUCUCUAAUGCAGUUACCAUGUUGCACGAUUAUGAGCUUGUUUUGGGUUAUGCAUUUGAACUCAAGAAGAAUAGUUUUAGUUGGUAUUAAUGCGGAGGAUCAGACUGUUAGAGAGUUUGAUUGAGUCAGUUGGGUGUAAUAUUUUGUCCGAACUCACUAUCAACUUGUAUCCCUUUGGGGAAUCCUUUUCUUGUUUCCAUAUUGGAUCUUGUGCUCUGUAGGGUUUUUCAAGCA
Messenger RNA from Carica papaya (papaya), 2358 nucleotides. The record is from RefSeq and is a predicted model, not a curated record. NCBI's taxonomy places the organism in Eukaryota, Viridiplantae, Streptophyta, Magnoliopsida, Brassicales, Caricaceae.